Molecule: messenger RNA, 366 nt
Organism: Marasmius oreades (fairy-ring Marasmius)
Lineage: Eukaryota; Fungi; Basidiomycota; Agaricomycetes; Agaricales; Marasmiaceae
Exons: 4
Coding region: 1-366 (121 amino acids)
Source: RefSeq, a predicted model, not a curated record
AUGUCCCCUCAAGCUGCUGCAUAUGGAACCUGGGUCUCCCCGAUAACUGCCAAGUGUCAUUACUCAGGUUUGGGCUCCGUGAACCAUCAUUUGUUCUCGGAUGUGUAUUUCGCGCAAAAGCGUCCACAGGAAGGUGGUCCGCCAUCGUCAGGGCUAUUGAUUGUAAAGACCUACUUGGCCUGUCAUGGGAUGCGCGAACGCAAGUGCACGAGUAUGGAGGAGCUGCAGCCUUCGUUCAUGACUCUAUGCUGUAUUUCUCUAAUUUCAAUGACAAAAGAGUUUACAGAUGUGAGCUCCUACCCCAGUUACGCCCGAGAACAAGGCUCAUCGAUUCGCGGACUUUACUGCCCAUCCCAAAUGCCCUGA